Molecule: messenger RNA, 1448 nt
Organism: Eutrema salsugineum
Lineage: Eukaryota; Viridiplantae; Streptophyta; Magnoliopsida; Brassicales; Brassicaceae
Product: F-box protein At5g25290
Exons: 2
Coding region: 52-1191 (379 amino acids)
Source: RefSeq, a predicted model, not a curated record
GCCUCCCUUGUACGAACGCAACAAAGACGAGAUAAUCUCGGUCCUGAUCUUAUGGAGGGAUCUACACUCAAACGACGCUGGAGUUGUCCGGAUACGAAUUUGAUUCUGCGACCAAAAAGAGGAUCUCCAUUGCUGUUACUGUCCCCAGAAGAGGAGGAUGGUUGUCGUCUCUACAGCCCAGACGAAGAUAGGGUUUACGAGACUACUACAAGGAGUGAUUUUUCAGGGUAUCGAAUCCUGGGAAACUCGGAUAAUUGGUUCCUGGUGGUAGAUUCUCGAUCGGAUCUCUAUAUUGUAGAUGUGUUUAGUGAGGAGAGGAUCCAUCUCCCACCUCUAGAGUCAAUCAAGGGUAAUUUCUUUAAGCUUGAGCGAGCAGGAGAUAAAGAAUUCAGUAGUAUAUUCAUUUGUAAAGAUGGUAAGUCUUCUUCUGGUGGGUUUCUUCGAACUGCCGAUGAUCUUAGAGGUCUUUUGUGGGUAGACGACAAGAACGGAGACUACGUUGUUGUGUGGCGUUUUUUUGGGGAUGAACAAUAUUUAGGGUUUUGCAAGAAAGGGGAUGAUCAUUACCGCGAGAUUUCAAUGAAGAUGGGUGUUCGCUGGGAGUUACGUGGCCGAAAAGAUAUGGUACUCAAAGGUUACAGUCUUUACAUCCUCGCCACUCGUGACUUCAUUCGACACCUUGAUUUGUCUAGACAGGAUGGUUUCGAGGAUGUGUCCAUGAGCCCUACGUUUCCAAUGUGGAGUCGAGAUAUUCUGGAUUUGUAUGACAUAGAAACACUCGAAGGAAAGACCAACAUCGAAGGUAACAGUUACGUUGCUGUUACAACAUCAGGAGAGGUUUUCAUUGUCAAAACCAAAGCUUGCGAGUCAAACUUUGAGAAACAUAGGAUGUUUCGCCUCUUCAAGAGGGAUCCUAAAGAUGUAGACACCGAAACCAACAACAACAUAUGGCUUGUUGAGGUGGAUUCUGUAGGUGGUGGUGAUGAGGCCCUGUUUCUUGAUUUGGGCACCACUGUGCCUGCUGACCAUACCCUUGGUAUUGAGCCGAACUGCAUCUAUUUCUCCCGCGAUCGCAAUGAACCAUCGCCGCUCGACAUCUGUGUGUACAAUCUUGCAACAAAGACCAUCAAACGCUUCCCUAGUCUCUCCAGCUUUAAACUCAAGGAUGCUUGGUGGUUUCUCCCCUCUUGAUAAGUUUCCUUCUUUGUUUUCUACAUCCUGGUGUUGUUGAGGUCUUUUUCGGGAUACUUUCUCUGCUAGCAAGCUUAUUGCCUUCGCCGUCGUAAACCCAGAACCCAAAACCGUCUCUUACGCUCACUCCAUUCUCAAUCGCAUCGAGAGCCCUAACGCCUUCACACACAAUUCCGUCAUCAGAGCUUAUGCUAACAGCUCUGCUCCCGAGAGUGCUUUGACCGCGUUUCGUGAAAUGCUUCUUGGCCCGGUGUUUC